Microthlaspi erraticum is the source of this 573-nucleotide messenger RNA. The record is from the annotation of a GenBank genome assembly. NCBI's taxonomy places the organism in Eukaryota, Viridiplantae, Streptophyta, Magnoliopsida, Brassicales, Brassicaceae.
AUGGCGAGGAUACAAGUGUUAAAACUUCUAAUAUGCAGCUGUGUCGUACUGUGUAGAAAUGUCGAUCGCGGAGACUCCACGGCGACUCUUAACGACGUUGUAGGCUCUAGAAUUCUCGGGAUCUUGCGUCAGCUGGGUGAUCUCUCUGCAUGGAAGCAUAUAUACAUAUUGGGAAGGCCUGCAAUAAAUUCGUUUAUAAGGUGCCCCACUUGCAGCUACAGACUUUGUGUUGCAUAUUUUUCGGAGUUGAGUAUAUUAGAUUACAAAGCUUUGAAGUUUGUGCCAUUUAUGUUAGCUGCUUCUGCUGUGUUUCUCGCUCGAUUCAUCAUCUGUCCCAAACAACAUCCUUGGAAUCACAUGUUAGACGAGCACACAAAAUACAAAGCAGCUGAUCUACAACUGUGUCUUGGAAUCAUACAUGACUUAUAUUUGAGCAAAGAGGAGGUUCUCUUCAGAAUAUCAGAGAGAAAUACAAGCACCAUAAGUUCCAGUCUGUUGCGGGCAACUACUGGUUACCUUUUGCGAGGGUGUUAUCAUUUUAUCCGAAGCUUUGCACUUGAAGCAAAAGGCUAA